AUCAUAUACUGCUAGUACCUUGCAAGUUUGAUCAGUUCAUUUUAGACAUUAUAAGUUUUGGAACUAUUCGUCUGAAGGUGUUGCACUUGCUGCUGAACGUUUAUCUCUGUUGACAGGUGAAGGAGGCCACAAAAUACUGCAGUAAAUCGAGUUARRRCAUCAAGAAASUAUAUUAUACUCCAAACCGCAGGAAUAUGCAAGCGAAUGAAUCUUCAAACGCCACCUCCAACCAAACCAACAAUUUCCCGCCACCCCUGACAGACAUGAAGCUAUUAGGAACAGUGUUCUUUUCCUUGAUCUGUUCUCUUGGCGUCGUUGGAAAUUUYCUUGUCCUUCUAACUUUAGCUCGCUGGAGGGAWAUGMGAACCCCUUGUAAUCUACUCAUUGCCAAUAUCUCGUUUGUGGACUUCAUYGUUGCAGCUAUCAUGUCACCCUUGAGGAUUGUUGAGAUUUCAGAUCUUGGUUGGGUGCUUGGUGAGUUUCUUUGUUACGUUCUUGCUCCUUUUCAAGAUGGUUUGAUAUCUGUAUCGGCCGUCUGCCAUACAGUUAUAGCAAUCGAGAGAUAUCGUGCUAUUUUGGUGCCGUUCAAGCCUAGGCUUAACGCUCGUAAAGUCAAGAUUACCUUAGCGCUGGUCUGGAUUGGAUGUUAUCUCGGAGCAUCGUUGCCUUUGGUGUUCUUCAUAACAUAUGAACAAAGGGGUAAURUAAUGAUCUGUUUAGCAGACGGGUUCCCUGUGGAGCACAUUUAUAUCUAUUCRCUGUACUUGGUCAUUGCAUUCAUCGUCAUUCCCCUGUCCCUUCAAACUACAUCAUAUAUCAUGAUAGUUCGCUUUCUACAGCGAAAAGACGYCGUUCAGAAUCACCAAGAAUCAUGCAUGACAAGCUCGUCACGUAUACAGCUGAACACUACAAAACGGCGAAUCAAGAAGAAAAAGCGACUGGUCAAAAUGCUGAUAACUCUKAUGGUGGUUUUUCAGCUUUGCUACAUUCCUCGUGGGAUGAUCAUGAUUUUGUAUGAGUGGGGAGGACCUCUACUCGGUCAUCCAUUGUUUCCGUACAUYGAUUUAGCAACCAUGUUGUUGUUCUACAUAAAACACAUAAUAAAUCCUGUSAUAUUGUAUUCGAUGAGUCAAGACUUUAGGCAUGGUUUGGUGUACCUUGCGAGGUGUCGUACAGUGGAAGAAUUCUCAUCGGAUGGCUAUGGUAGCGGGAAAAAGAGCACGUACAAAACGAAAUUGUGAAU
This is a messenger RNA of Exaiptasia diaphana, 1243 nucleotides long. Its product is annotated as substance-K receptor-like. The transcript has a single exon. Gene Ontology annotation, cellular component: membrane. The record is from RefSeq and is a predicted model, not a curated record. The coding region runs from base 195 to 1241 and encodes 348 amino acids. Lineage: Eukaryota; Metazoa; Cnidaria; Anthozoa; Actiniaria; Aiptasiidae. Gene Ontology annotation, molecular function: neuropeptide receptor activity. Gene Ontology annotation, biological process: neuropeptide signaling pathway.